CAACAUCCACAGACCAGAGCACCAGCUGCACAUGGUGCAUGUGCCUGAGUACAUCGGGGAUGCAUCCAAGAUCAUGUCUUCUAGCAGACUUCAAGAGCAGUCGGAGGCCAUACGAGAUAAGACCGAGAGGUUAAAGGGCAACUAUCUAGAAUGGUCGUUUGUUCACGGGCUGCCAGAGGCCAAGUUCGCCAGUCCACAGGGCAGCGAGACCUGGCAGGAGAUCAUUAACUAUGCAGAGAAGGUGGGGGCGGGGCUUAUUGUGAUUGGCAGCAGGAGUCAGGGCAAACUCAAGAGGACCAUUUUAGGGAGUGUUAGUGACAGUGUCCUACACCAUUCCAACGUGCCUGUCCUAGUGUGCCGCAGCAAGGAUCCGAACCCUGUCAUCAUCAGCCACUGAAGCCUCCAUUCAACGCAUUUCUUUUUUUUUUUUUUACAUUUCUUAAUUUUUAACAUUAAUGUGAUAAUUAGAUCUAUAAAAAUAUUUAAAAUAUAUAUGUAUAGCAAAAAAAAAUCACCAAUAAAGAAAAAAAAUAUUGGCAGACGAUUUUUUUUUCACGUCUGCAAGAGAUGUUAUUUUUAGACUUCUGUUAUUAGAAAUGACAGUAGUUGUUGCUUUAGUUGAAAAGUUGGUUUGGGAUAUUGGACGCUGGCCUAAGCUGUAUGAGCCUUUAUGUCAAGAUUAGUGCUGACCAAUGGGGUAAGGUCAAGCAAAAGUCGCUGACCAAUGUGGUAAGGACAAGCAAGGGUCCUUGUAAUUUUUGAAUCUGUCACGUGAGAUAUAGAAGGGCGAGGGGAGAUAGCAGGUAUUGUGGGGGUUGUGUUA
Molecule: messenger RNA, 823 nt
Organism: Physella acuta
Lineage: Eukaryota; Metazoa; Mollusca; Gastropoda; Physidae
Product: universal stress protein YxiE-like
Source: RefSeq, a predicted model, not a curated record